AUGACGGGCAGGGAACUGCAUAGUGAUGUUCUGCAGGCUCUUGAAGUGGCCGCCAGGAGACGCCACAGAGCCACUCUGGCUCGAAAAGAAACUCAGAAGCACACACUAAAUGCACACGGUUACCAUCGAUUGCAGCGGCAGCUGAAUAAAAAGACUUUCCUCGCACCGAUAGAUGCAGAGACUACGAAGGCCAACAUUUACUAUAUCAAGAAGAAGUUCAUGAGGUUCUGCCGAGAAAAGCAGCACGGCAAUUGGAAAAAUGCCAUUAAGUGGCAAUACUACGACCAACCUGGGUCUAAGCCGGUCAUGGGAGUUGAUGACCUCCUCCUAGGCUUGACGCACCACUGGUGUCGUGAUAGGAGUGUCUUCCCGACCGAAGGCGAUCGUCUUGACCUGUCCGCCAUUAUGCUUUUCCAGUCUUACACAGCCUGUCGACCCGCUGAGCUUGUGGAUGGUACUAAGUCGAGGGGAGGAAAAGAUCCAAUGCUCGGCGACUCAGACGAUGAGGAUUCGGGAGCAGGACUGUCUGUUGAUCGCUCACAUAUGAUUAAGUUGUCUGCUGAGCGGCAAAAAAUACUGCCACGCAAAAAGGACGAGUCGGAGGAGUUUGACUCAGAACCAGGAGAUGCAGCAUUCUCUGAGGUCGACGCCCUUGACAGUAAUGACACAAGCGAUACCGACGGGGACGAUGCGGAGGACGAUAGCGAUGAAGGCACCAAUAUCUCUGGCAAUAACGUCAACAUGGGUGGAACACAAGCUUCUCUCUCACGCCCUUGCGUGGGGACUGACGAGGUCGUCAGUGAAUCGAUCCGAAAGCACAAAGCUCUUUGCUACGAGGAUAUAGUGCUUUGGAUUGUUCAGGAUCCUAAUCAGAGGGGCCGAGAUGUUUUAGCAAUGGAAGUGUUUUUCCGAUAUCACAAAGGCGCCGAUAGAAAGCCAAAACCUACUAUUUUCUUGUUUCGCGAGAAUCCCUUGCCAAUUCUUUGUCCUAUAAGUCAUCUAUUAGCUCGUGCCAUAAGCGAUGAUGCUAUAGAAGUAGGCGGAUUUCACCAUGCCGCUCCACUCUUCUCAAGUCACAUCCGCAGAAAAGCGAUCAAGGUUCAUUGGAAACCUUCUGUUUUGAAAAAGCCGGUUUUUCGAAGGUCAGUCCGCACUGCUACUGGAUGGCUCAAAUCCGAAACGGAACCAAUGAAAUAUUCCGCGUAUGCAUUCUACCUCGACAGAAUAGGCUCCGAUCUCGGGUCAGAGGAGAAAUGGACAUCUUACUGUUUUCGUCGAGGCCAUGCAAACGCCCUCCUUGGCGUUGCCCCCGACUCCAUUGUGGAUCAGGUCAUGAGGCACGAUCCCCUCACUGGAUGCAUGCAAAAUGCAUACCAAAACUGUCGGAUAGGAUUCAAUACACAGGAUGCAUUCCUCGAAAGAGACCCAUCCGCCGAUGGUCUUACACGCGCUUUCACACAUAUGAGCAUUAGAUGCAACCCUGAAGUUCCAAAAGAAAUCCCCAAAGCCGAGCUGGACAAGCUGCCUCCUGAUCCCGAAGUCGUCAGCCUUGCCAAACAUAUUCGUCAACGGGCGCUGUGUAUGAGGCAAGAGUAUGGAUUCAUUAAGUCUGCGCCGAAGGUGGUUAGAGAAGAGUAUCAACAACUGCGGAGAGAUCUUAAAAACGCUGAAAAAGCUUUCCGGGCAGAUAUGACGAAAGUGUAUCAAGAAGCAUGCCGUCGUCGCAUCCAUAACGAGGAGUUACAGAAGCAGUUAAGUGGGAUGACAAUAGACACCGAACUUGACGGAGAACCUAAGCUCGAGCCCAGUGUGCAGCAUCAGCUAGAGGAGCGAACACAGUUGCAAGCUAUCCUAAGUGACUUCAGACAAGACUUGGAUACAAAACGUACCACAGACCGCAAGAUCCGUGCAGUUGACCUUAUGGUACUUCUCGCAUCUCGCCGCGAGGUCCGUCCUCCCGCCCACUCGCCAUCCCCAUCACCCCGGCUGUAUGGAAGCGGCAUUCGUGGGAACACUCCCGACACCAAGCCUGUUAGUCCCAAAGUCAACGUUGAUGAGGUGCCCCUCAUUCUUGGUAAAGCACAAUGCAUAUAUUGUGUUGGAGAAAAUCAGCUCCCAUACAACACGCGCAUGCGCUCAUUCAAUCGUGUAUCGCACAUGAUGGACCAUGUGGAGAAUGUGCAUCUUAAGCAUGAGCGCGAUGGAGGAAGGUUUGUUUGCCGCCACCCACAAUGUACGCAUUUGGGUGACUUCCUGAUCAGUUUGGAUGCUUUCAAGUACCACGUGCAACAGGUACAUGGCGUUAAGCUUCGAACUAGCCAAGUGUAA
This is a messenger RNA of Metarhizium brunneum ARSEF 3297, 2328 nucleotides long. NCBI's taxonomy places the organism in Eukaryota, Fungi, Ascomycota, Sordariomycetes, Hypocreales, Clavicipitaceae. The record is from RefSeq and is a predicted model, not a curated record.